Messenger RNA from Penicillium soppii, 1557 nucleotides. Its product is annotated as putative choline transport protein Ctr. Lineage: Eukaryota; Fungi; Ascomycota; Eurotiomycetes; Eurotiales; Aspergillaceae. Gene Ontology annotation, biological process: transmembrane transport. Gene Ontology annotation, cellular component: membrane. Gene Ontology annotation, molecular function: transmembrane transporter activity. The annotation marks the transcript as partial. The record is from RefSeq and is a predicted model, not a curated record. The transcript has 3 exons.
AUGGGUGAAUUCGAUAUCGAAAAGACCAGCGCGAAACCUGCCUCGAGCAGAGAUUCUCGCUCAGGCGAUUCCGACUCUGAUGCAGCUCGUCUGGCGGAAAUGGGCUAUACCCAGGAUUUGAAUCGCAAUUUCAACGUCCUCUCCUUGGUUGGUAUUGCUUUCUGCAUGUCCAACUCCUGGUUCGGUAUUUCUGCUUCUAUGAUUACGGGCAUUAACUCCGGUGGUACGGUGCUGAUCAUCUAUGGUCUGUUGUGGAUUACUUUUAUCUCUAUGGGUGUCGGUGCUUCCCUUUCCGAGUUGGCUAGUUCGAUGCCCAACGCUGGUGGACAGUAUUUCUGGGCUUUUGAGUUGGCCCCGCGGAAGUAUGCUCACUUUGCUUCUUACCUCAGUGGCUGGUUUGGCUAUGCUGGUGCUAUCUUCGCGUGUUCCAGUGUCGUUCUUGGCCUUGGUCAGGCGGCUGUGGGCAUGUGGCAACUUGGUCAUCCUGAUUUUGUCGUUGAAGCCUGGCACGUCGUCCUCGCAUACCAGUUGAUCAACUUCUUCUGCUUUUUGUUCAACUGCGUUGGAAAGGUCCUUCCUCUCGUUGCCAAGUGCACUCUUUGGAUCUCUCUGACCUCCUUCUUGGUCAUUCUGGUCACUGUUCCGGCCUGCGCUCGCCCUCACGCAAGUGCCAGCUACGUGUUCGGCCACUUCGUCAAUUCCACUGGCUGGAAGUCCGACGGUAUGGCCUUCAUCGUGGGUCUGAUUAACCCGAACUGGAUCUUCGCCUGUUUGGACUCCGCUACCCAUCUUGCCGAGGAAGUGCCCAACCCCGAGAGAAACAUCCCCAUCGCCAUCAUGGCUACCGUUGUCAUUGGCUUCGUCACUUCUUGGACCUACUGUAUUUCCAUGUUCUUCGGAAUCAAGGACCUGGACGAACUCAUCAACAGCUCCACCGGUGUCCCCAUCCUGCAACUCUACUACCAGGCUCUGGACAACAAGGCCGGUGCCAUCGUCCUAGAGACCCUCCUCCUGGUCACCGGCAUGGGAUGUCAGAUUGCAUGCCACACCUGGCAAUCCCGUCUAGCGUGGGCGUUUGCUCGUGAUCGGGGAAUGCCCGGCCACCAGUGGCUGUCGCAGGUGAACCACACGCUGGACGUGCCCCUGUACGCGCACUCGGUCAGCUGCUUCAUCGUCGGUCUUCUGGGCCUGCUGUAUCUCGGCUCGACUACUGCUUUCAACAGUAUGAUGACUGCCUGCAUUUCCCUGUUGUAUGUCUCAUACUCGAUUCCCAUUCUGUGUUUGUGGUACCGUGGUCGUGAAAACAUUCAUCACGGUCCCUUCUGGCUUGGAAAGUGGGGCAUGGCUGCCAACAUCAUCACCGUUACCUGGACUGUUUUCUGUAUCGUGAUGUACUCUUUCCCUUCGACUAUGCCCGUUCACACUGGAAAUAUGAACUACGUCUCAGCUGUCUACGGCGUGGUGGUCUUCAUUAUGCUUGUGGAUUGGUUCGCUCGCGGAAAGCAUUCCUUCAAGCGUGAGGAAGUGGCUGAGGAUCAAGUUGAUAAGAUCGAGGUU